This is a messenger RNA of Mesocestoides corti, 690 nucleotides long. NCBI's taxonomy places the organism in Eukaryota, Metazoa, Platyhelminthes, Cestoda, Cyclophyllidea, Mesocestoididae. The record is from the annotation of a GenBank genome assembly.
AUGAUGAAGAAACUCAUUUUUCUUCUUGCUCUGACAUGGUGCAUAGCAGCAACUCUAUCCGAAUCAUCAUCAAACAAAUCACCGUCACAAUCUAAAUCACCAGAAAGCGGUGCACCACCAGCAACAUCACAGACAGCAUCACCAGCAACAUCACAGUCAGCAUCACCAACAACACCAACAGCAUCACCAGCAACAUCACAGACAGCAUCACCAACAACACCAACAGCAUCACCAGCAACAUCACAGACAGCAUCACCAACAGCACCAACAGCAUCACCAGCAACAUCACAGACAGCAUCACCAACAACACCUACAGCAUCACCAGUAACAUCACAGUCAGCAUCACCAACAACACCAACAGCAUCACCAGCAACAUCACAGACAGCAUCACCAACAACACCAACAGCAUCACCAGCAACAUCACCGACAGCAUCACGAACAACUGAAUCAACUGACCCUUCAAAUUCCCCUGGAUUGCCCACAACAACCAGCACAACCUCAGCUUCCACAGUGCUCUCGGCUGUUGAGGUGUUAAUUUUUGCAUUAACAGACCGUAACUACCAGAGGAAAGGUCGGAAAGCGGCGACAGAGAACACGACCGUUUAUUUGUGUUACACCAGUGAAGUGGCUUUGAGGGCGUAUACGUACGCCUGCCUAACAGGCGAAUUAACAAAUGGGGUCGGUCAUUAG